Molecule: messenger RNA, 2652 nt
Organism: Coniosporium apollinis CBS 100218
Lineage: Eukaryota; Fungi; Ascomycota; Dothideomycetes
Exons: 2
Coding region: 1-2652 (883 amino acids)
Source: RefSeq, a predicted model, not a curated record
AUGGCCGCCCCGUCCCGCGAAGCGCAACCGCCUUCCCACCUUAACUGGCAAGACCUCGAUACGGCAGCCUUGGACCCGUCGCUACUGCCUCUGCCCGAUAGGAUACCCCGUGCAUGGGAGCGCGUCUCCAAAUCACCAUUGGCGUAUCAAAUUAAGGCUCGCAAGAUCUGGAAAAGAUAUCCUCUGAGGUUGCGUGCCCACCAGACAGCCGACUCUCGAAGCGCGACGCCUGAGCCCGUGAAAUCUCCAGAAAAGGUGGUCAAGAGGCUGAGAGUGGACUUGCUCAUCGAGAGUGACACCCACACCGUUCAUGAGGAGAAGCUGGCGUCCAGGACCACGCGCUGUGAUCGCAGGAGAAGUGGACUGCCUCACAAGCCCAAGCGCGACACACGUAAUGGUUCGACCCAGGCGCCAGCAGAGUCGAGCUCUCCAAACGACCAUGUAUCGCCUCGGAAGCCUGACGUGUUGCUCAACUCUCCACAGCCCAUACGCAACAAGAUUGAAUCUCCAAGCGCAAAGACUUCGCGCACGCCGCGUCGCUCCUCCAGGCAUGUCGCAUCUGUAGGCUAUGAUGUCGUCUCGAAAAACAUUGAUGAAGACGCGUCGGUUCGGAGAAGACGCGUCAGUACGCUGCGAGACGGUAUACCAUCACCUGUCCGCAAAUCGCCUGCAAAGCGCCGUGCAAGGCCUUUAAGAGCGAAAGGGGCAGCGCCGAGAUAUAGUCUCCCUGCUCUUUCCACGACCGACUUUGUAGGAGUGGAAAGUCCUGUGAAGCCUGCAGCUUGGCUGAAUGUAGAAACAAGCUCGAAUCGUGGCGUCAUCUGUGCACGGGGUCUGGAUGUUGUUACGGAAGAGCAACAGCCGGAUAGGGACGGCCAAGAGCUGCGGGAGAAGUCAGUGGAGGUUCAGGACAUUGUGAAGUCUCCGAGCCACGCGGUGGCGGCAGGAGAGGCUCAUAGCGAGGACGGCUUAGCUCCAUUCGACGAAAAACUCGACAUUAAGAUCGAAACAGACGAAACGGGGAUUCCUACAACAGUGACGAGCACCUCACCUGAGGGCUCUGAGAGUGGUGCCGAGCCACCGCCACUCGAAUCCGAAGGACAAACUGGAGGCUCUUCGGACCCAGCAGAAGUCUCUCUGGAAGAGGAAAGCGACGGUGUAGCGGCACGCGAUUGUGCCACCUCUCCCGAUCCAGAUUUAGAAGCUGGUGAAGCUACUCCUGUCGAAACACUCACCACAUCUAUUUUCACCAUGGAUGAGGAACGUGGAAUCUACACAGAAGUCUCACUAGAACCAGAAACUACAGAUCAAACUUCUGUCAUCGGAGCAGACCCAAGGUUCUGCACCAACCAGGACCUCAGUGAUCGAGCGGAUCCAGGCUCGCCCGCUCUAUCCUCCGAAGAGGUAAAUUCAGCGGUGACUGAGGUGACCACCAGCACCAAGAAGGUUGUGGAAAUAUCAUGCGAGUCCCUACCCGAGGACACAACCACUCACCUGGACGCCGACACCGCUCACCUCAAAGAAUUUCUCAAUCGUGCCGCUUUGAGCAAAGCCAGAAGGGUCAGCACAACUGUCAGCAUCGCUCGCCGCACCUCUCUCCAGAACCGACGCGAUUCCGACGCGGUCCGCCAAGCGCUUGCCUCGCCGCGCAGAGUCCUCGACGACAAAGAUCCCAACUCGCCAUCUAUCCUAAAGAGCUACGAACCAGUUGCAGGAGUGAGACCCGAACCUAGCGCGCAGAACUUCCUAGACGGCGCGAGCAACGACGACGACGCAACAACAACCCUCCUCAUCCCAGACGACAUGUCCGACAAGCUAGCGCAAGCAGGACAAACCCCUAACAAGCCCUCCCGCCGCAGCGCUCGCACGCCAAAAAGCCGCAUCCCAGCUCCGCCAUCCCAGCUUCCCCAGCCAGCAGACGCUCCAGCAGACGCACCGAACCGGAUCCCCGUCCGCCGCGCAGACGGAUCAGAGCCAGUCGUUCUGAAGAAGACGGAGGCGCAGGAACUGGCGAACCUGACGAGGGUGAACACCAGGAAGAACAAGGGCGGCGCUGUUGCGGCUGCUGUGAGGUUGCUGAAGCUGAGCGCUGAGGUGGUUGUGCCGGAGAUCGGUACCCUAGCGGAGGAACUCGUGAGGGAGCUUGCAGAGGGACAGAAGGGCGUCAGAUGGGAUGAGCAGCUGCUGUAUUUCCAGGAAGUUGACGCUCAGUCUUUGGGCCUUGGUAACACUGCAGCGGGGCUGGACGCAGCUGUCGAGGCGAUUACGGAGGCGAGGAAGCAGCCAUCAAAGAUGCGGCGGCUAAGAGGCCUAGGCGGUGCAAACGGCACGCCGGGUAAGGGUCUCUUGACUCCUUUGAGCCUGCUUCCUGCGGAUGUGGGUGCGGAGAAGGACGCUAAAGAUGUUCUGAGCGAGGAAAAGCAGAAGGAGGUUAGGAGAGAGAAGAGGAGCAGGCUUGUUACGCCCCGGAAACUCAAAUUACCGAAUCCGACGUCGAGUCUGGGUGCCGUGAGUGAAGGCAAGGAAAAUCUAGCCGGCAGCAAGCUUGUAACGCCGAAGAAGAUCGUGCUGGCUGCGAAGGUGACAAGUGCGGAUAGCGAAGGAGGCUUGGGCCAGGUGAGUGCGAGGAAGAGGAUCAGGACAGGCUUGUAG